Molecule: messenger RNA, 3636 nt
Organism: Sinocyclocheilus grahami
Lineage: Eukaryota; Metazoa; Chordata; Actinopteri; Cypriniformes; Cyprinidae
Product: KAT8 regulatory NSL complex subunit 1-like
Exons: 15
Coding region: 48-2204 (718 amino acids)
Cellular component (GO): NSL complex
Molecular function (GO): histone acetyltransferase binding
Source: RefSeq, a predicted model, not a curated record
GCGAUGACUCGCUCACUCCUCAGGAGAGGGACGGACUAAGAUGUUUCAUGAAGAGUAGAGCCAUGCCGGCUGAGUUAGAGCAACUGUCCCUGAGCUGCAACACCAACCUGCGAUCCGCUGAAUGCGCGUUCGAUUCCGACGCNACGGAAAGCAGCUCAGGAGGAGAAACUGAUGUGGAGGAGGAUGAACUGGCUCGGGUCGACAUCGAGCAACGCCACAUUCCUCUAUGUAGGAGAGCAGAAGGCCGUUAUGCCGUUGACCGAGCUGCCAUCAUCAGUCACUGGAACUGGCUGCAGGCCCAAGUCUCGGAUCUGGAGUACCGUAUACGCCAACAGACCGACAUUUACAGACAAAUCCGCUCCAGCAAGGGCUCUGUUGUACUUGGGGAGAGCUCAGUGUGUGAGUCAGUACCAGAAGACAACAGUGACUCAAGGACAGAGACCAUUACCUGCCCUGUCCCACGGGAGCAUGAUACUGUUGCAGUGGAAACAUCUGUAUCAUCCAAUGCUAUCAUCACAGAAACAGGCUUGAGGAAAAGCUGUGGAGCUGUGAGACAGGUCAAUGGUGUUAUCAACAGCUUACGGCCCAGUUCCCCUGUCACCUUGGACCGAGACGAGCAGAGCCGCUCUGAGUCCCAGCAGAAGCUGGAGAUGGGCCCUCAGGCUUCCCGUGCACACGACAACACAUGCGUCGCGGCCCGCACUCGUCCACUGCUCUCAUGCAGGAAACGCAGAGUCCUCCGGCCCGGCUCACUCACCAGUCUCAAUCGUAAGGCUCAGAGGUCAGUGGCUCCUCGCUGUGGCUGUGAGCUGAACGCUCAGUGCGUGAUGUGCAGUGGACGUGCUCUCCCUCCUGCAGACACCCAGCACCAGCUCCCUCUACUGGACAGACUGGCGCAGUUCGACCCCUGCGUUCACCCCAUCCUCUCAUUUACAGACGAUGUGAUGAUGAAUCUACAUAUGCAGCGUGUGCUGAAGGGACACUGGCAGAAUCGUCUUCUGGAGAAGAUCAAGCCCAUCAAGAAGAUGUCGCUCAAGCACAAGUUGUGUUUGGGUAGCCGCAUCUCAGACCCGUCAUCCAAAGACAAACACAAGCUCGCCAGCUCUCUCCUCUCCACAGUCCGUUCGUCGCAUCCUAAGGUUCGCUCAGAGAAGGUCUUUCAGCAGCAGUUAGACAUCCCAAUCAGUAAACAUGACUCUCGCAGGCCUUUCCACCAGAGCAGUUCUUUUGACAGGACUCACGGCCAAAAGAGACCUCGUGAACCCUCGCUGGACCGUACUGAGAAUGCUCCAAAGUUGAAUAUGGACGUGGGGAGUCCAUGCCCAUCUCUGUCUGCUCUCAACACACCCACCCACAGUCCUCUGAUGAGACAGCCGUCAAUCUCCGAGACCUCCACACCUCUCCACCUCAACAGCAGCACUGCCACUAUUCGCCGACGGAGAGGAGAGAGCCCAUUUGACAUCAAUAACAUCGUCAUCCCCAUGUCUGUGGCCGCCACCACCCGAGUGGAGAAACUACAGUACAAAGAGAUCCUUACCCCAAGUUGGCGAGAAGUGGACACUUUUGCAAAACCAAUAUCUGAAGAGGAUGAUGCUGUGGAGAUUGAGGAUCUCUCUGACGUCACGUUCUCUCAGCUUCACCUUCCGUGUGAGGAGCAGGAGCGCUCUCGCUGGAGUUGGACUGCCAGCAACAUCGCAAAGAGAAGGGGCAGCAGGUCAUACAAGUCUGUGGACGGACGGACAACCCCCUUGCUGUGUGGCACAAACCCCUCCACACCACAGCCCUCGUCUCCAGACACGGCACAUUUCCACAUGCUGCAUGAUUACAACUCGGUGGCAUCUCCAUCCAGCCCUGUCAGUCCAGAGAUGCUGAUGCUGUCCGGCCUCCACACGCCCGGCUACAGAGACUCCCAACGACUGCUGUCCAAUGAGGACACGCGCUGCUCCACCCCAGAUACCUAUGAGGAAAUGGCUCCCCAGCCGGUACAGCCAUGGGAACGCCGGACCUUUCCCCUGGAUGUGGAUCCACAGCAGGAGAGCGAAAUCCUACACAGUCCAGAUGGCGAGAGGUCCUGUAGGAACAUUCGACGGGUGUCUGGGAGCAGGUCGUCCAAAUCGGAGUCUGACGCUGGGCCUUCAUCACCUCUCGGCGAUGACGGCGCCAAACAAAAACAAACCAAUCCACCCAAACCUACUCACCGAUGAAGCCUAGACUCUGCCCACCCACCGAACCCCCCGCCCACCAGCUUUCACAAACUCCUGACACAGCAGCAUCAUUGAUGGGAAAAAACAACAACAACAACAAAACGAAUGAAAGUCCCUGUUGUUUGAUAUUCAAACAUCAGUAAAUUCUUUCACGGUUUUUAGUGAAUUGUAUGGAGAUAUAUAUGAAGACCAGUUUUAAUUCAGUCUCGCUUUUGGGUCACUGGAGAAAAAAUAUGUUUCAAAAAUAAAAAGGAAGAAAGAAGCUUGAGAGCUAAACCAAAAUAAGAAGCUCUGAAACGUAUCGUAUAUCGCAGAAGAGCACUUCCCCUUAACAUGCUGUCGUACUGAGGGGCUCGGCUCGAUAUUUCCAAUAUCCCACCUAAAAUUACUCAUUCAGGUUUGCAGUUUAUACUGGAGUGAUAAAACGCAAAAACAAAGCCAAUGAUAAUGAUUGCAAGAGACUUGCACGAAGGCGCAGAAGCCUGUCUUUGUUCUUUCUGUGUGAAAGCACUUCAAAUUCUUUUUCUCUACACAUUCCCUGCCUAUUAUUUUAAACAGACAAACUUGCCCGAGAAUUUCAUAAAUUCCACUUUCUGGUUUCAUUUCAGUCCCAUGUUCUCGUUAAAACCGUGGUUUGUCUGUGCCCCACUUCUGUCAAAGUGACGGAGAGAGCAGGUGCCAGAAAACGAAACUGCCGUGUCGCUCUCAUGCGCCUUUUAAACGCCACCGUUUGAUUAGAGCACUUAAUUGGUCUCUUGCAUGACACGAUUGCCAGUGAACUUAAAAUCAGCACCUGAAUGUGCAGGAUGUGCUAACAUUUGAGACAAGAUGGCUCUUUCUCAUGUGGGCUUGCAUUAGUGUGAAUUUUAAAGCACUUGACGUCGCUGUGCAUGAUCAGGUUAGUCCAGAAACCGUGCAGUCACUCCAAUAUAAACUGAAAUUUGCUGCCACUUGACUCGGCUUUUCUUCGAUUUCGUUCUAACCCUAUAUAAAAGAGCCCUUCCAUUGAUUGGUCAGGUCUACACUCGGUUUAAUAAAACAAUCUGCAGUACCUACACCCAUCAUCGAAUCCCGUAACUUGAUGUUCGAGUAAUAAUGUUUGCUGAAGUGCUUGAUAGGAAAGGACAUGGCAAAUUUUCAUUCGUUGGCUCCUCAGUUGCUGGCGGUCACAGCCCCGUUUUUCCAUUGUGUAACGAUGAGGAACGAUUUCUGUUAGUUCCCCAGUCAGUGAGUCACUGCUUGCAACGCCUUCCUGUUAUUUUAACUAAUACGAAUGUACAAGUCUAAUAGCGGACACCAGUUACUUAAGAUUUUUAUAAGUAGCUUCUCUGUAUCUGUCGUCACAUGUUUCUAGCUAUUGUAGCCAUUUGUUCUUGUUAAAGGGAUGUCAUGUAAACCAGAAAUCCUUAAUAUAUUCCUUUUAUCUCACUGG